Molecule: messenger RNA, 1205 nt
Organism: Cucurbita maxima (winter squash)
Lineage: Eukaryota; Viridiplantae; Streptophyta; Magnoliopsida; Cucurbitales; Cucurbitaceae
Product: cysteine-rich receptor-like protein kinase 25
Exons: 2
Coding region: 39-1079 (346 amino acids)
Source: RefSeq, a predicted model, not a curated record
AAAAUUGGGGAUUUGAAGUUGUUAAAUACUAACGCAAAAUGAAGAGGCAAGGAAUAAAAUUGGUUAAGAUGGUGAGUUUUGUGGUGUUUCUUUCCUUCCUCAUCAGCUUCCCCAUCCAUGGAAGCGCAGAGUUUUAUCGAGACCCCUUCCGUUACUGCUCCAACGCCACCUUCUCACCCAACUCCACCUACCUUUCCAAUCUUCAAAUCCUCUCUUCCGCUCUCUCCUCCAAUGCUUCUCACAAUUUCUAUCACAAUUCUUCGGUAGGCAGACAGAAAUCUCCUAAUUCCACCGCUGUAUACGGCGACUUCCAGUGCCGUGGGGAUCUCAACGCCACCGCUUGCCGACAGUGCGUGGCCACGGCCACUGCCAAUUCCACGCAGAGCUACUGCCCUCGUAGUGUAGAGGCGGUUAUUUGGUUGGACGAGUGCUUUUUGCGAUAUUCCAAUGAAUCUUUCUUUUCCAUCGUGGCCGAACAGCCGACGUUGAUUUUGAUUAAUAACAAUGCGAUUGAGGAGGAUGAAAGUGGGUUUGAUCGGAUUGUGGGCUCUGCGUUGAACCAUACGGUUGCUAAUGCUUCUUCCGUGAAAGGGGCGUUGAAAUUUGCGACCAAGGAAGCUAAUUUCAAAGACGCGAUUGUUUACACGCUGGCUCAGUGUACAGGGGAUUUGUCCACUUCUAAUUGUGGGAAAUGCUUGAGAGGCGCUCUUCAAAAUUACCCUGGUUGUUGCAGCGGUAAAAAGGGUGGUAGAGUCUUGUCUCCCAGUUGUAUGAUCCGUUACGAGCUUUAUCCUUUUUACGGCGGCGUUUCCCCCUCUAACGCUAUUUCCACACCCCCUGCUUCUGCCCCUGCUCUGCCUCCGCCGCCGGAAUCUUCUCCCGAUUCCAACCCUUCUACGUCUGAGCCUCCCUCCCCUCCGACGGCUUCUAUGUCAGCUCCGCCUCCUCCGUUGUCCUCCUCCCCUCCCUCUCCGGCACCCUCUACGGCCUCUCCUCCACUACUUUCAGGAAAAGGGAGAGCGACGGUGGCUAUGGUGAUGGGCAUAGUUGUUGCAGGCUUUAUUCUGCGGAGUGUGUAAUUUUUGACGUGUAGCCUUAAAAUAAAUAAAAUUAUUGUGGGAGAGAUUUUAUUAGACUCAAUUACUUGUAAUACUUAAUUUAGCGGGUAGUUUGUAUUUAUUUUUAUGUUUAAUAUAUAAGUUUAG